AUGUCCGAGUCUGAGAAAUUGCAGAUUCCUCACGAUGCCAACGAACAGCCCCUGGCGGUCACCCUCCUCGUCAUCGGAGUGGGCGUGGGCUGGCUGGCUAAUUACCUCGGAAUGAUCCGCAAGUCAUUCCAGGACCGCACCUACUGCAUGCCGUUGGUUGCCCUGGCCUGCAAUAUUUCCUACGAACUGGUGUACGUGCUCUAUCCCCCAGACAGCCCGAUGUGGCCGAUUGUCUUUGGCCUCUGGCUGGCUGUGGAUGUAGCGGUCGCCUACACUACCAUGCGAUUCGGCCCCAAUGAAUGGGGACAUGCCCCUCUGGUCCAACGGAACCUACCUUGGAUAUUGGUCGCGAGCAUUGCCGGCUGGAUAACUGUACAUCUGGCACUGAUCGCCCAUUUUGGACCUGUCGAGGCAGCCGCCUGGAGCGCUUUUGGCUGCCAGUUGUUCCUGAGUGCCGCAAAUCUCUGCCAACUAAUGGUCCGAGGCAGUAGCCGUGGGACUUCUCCUUUUAUCUGGUUAACUCGCUUCAUGGGAACUGCGAUUGUCUUACCCCACGAAAUACUGCGGUAUAAGAAUAAAGAUCCGACCGUUUUUUGGAACAACCCCUUGGGCUGGUGGGGCGGAGCGGCUUUCUAUGUAUUCGAUAUUUCCUAUGGUAUUCUGCUCUGGAAGAUCCUACGAUCCGAAAGGACAGUGGCAGUGAAGUCGGGGGGAAAGGAAGGCCCAAUUACAGUCGAGAAAAGCAGAGUGAAACAAGUGGGCAGUGCUCCUUAG
Aspergillus pseudoviridinutans is the source of this 774-nucleotide messenger RNA. RefSeq lists its product as uncharacterized. Bases 1 to 774 code for a protein of 257 amino acids. Gene Ontology annotation, molecular function: lyase activity. The record is from RefSeq and is a predicted model, not a curated record. Lineage: Eukaryota; Fungi; Ascomycota; Eurotiomycetes; Eurotiales; Aspergillaceae. The transcript is spliced from 2 exons.